AAGUCAUGCCGUCGGCUAUCCGGAUGCAAUCGCAGACUGGUGAGCAUGCCGGCCACUGCGGCGUCAUCUGGCGCGGCUGCCACGAGACGCAGAUCGACUUUCGCUACAAGCUACGUCACACCGUCCAGCUCGUAGUGCAGUAUGUGACUGACUUGUGAGUGCAAUCUCAGCUGGUACGGCGAGCGGAAACGCAGAUGUGGCGGCGGUCCUCCGCCUGACUGAUUGCUGAGCCACAGCAACCCGACUUAUUCCGCGUACAAAUUGACUUCAGCUGAUUGGCUGCAAAACCUUCGGAGGAGGCUCUGCGCAUCAUCUACCUGAGCUGCUCUUCACUUUUUUCCCUUCCAUCUUCCAUCCUCCACUCGACACUUCUAUCUCAACCACACCGUACUGCUCACCAGGUCUUCAUCCCUCCAUCUUCUCAUCAGCGACCUACCACAUCAACUCAUACAUCAGACACAAUGGGCAAGGACGAGUUCAAGGACGGUGACGCCAAGAAGGGUGCCAACCUCUUCAAGACCCGAUGCGCGCAAUGCCACAACCUCAAGGCGGGUGAGCCAAACAAGAUUGGACCCAACCUUCACGGACUUUUCGGCCGUCAAACCGGUCAGGUGGAGGGCUUCUCAUACUCAGAUGCGAACAAGCAAAAGGGCAUCACAUGGGAAGAGGGCACACUGUUUGAGUACCUCGAGAACCCAAAGAAAUACAUUCCAGGAACGAAGAUGGCUUUCGGUGGUUUGAAGAAGGGCAAGGACAGGAACGACCUGAUCACUUACUUGCGCGAGGAGACGAAGUAAAGAUGGGGCAACGACACAGCAGCCACAAGCAGGUGGCGACGAUGACUCCAGCAUAAUCCGACAACCUGUACCAAUACACCACCUUUAGACGCCGGUUUACAUGUUGCUACGACACGCGACACGAGUAUCUGGCUUGCGGACGAGGAUGGUCCAUUUUCUGUGCUAUACGUAUAUGCAUUCGGCGUUGAGGUCACAAGCGACCUGGUAUACCAGCUCUUCUCUCUUCUCUCUCAAUCAGACGGCACGGCGCCGGACUUUCCUACGUGUCACAACAGGCGACCGUACACAUGCUCUGAAAACUGCUUCGCGCCGGACGCAACGUACUCAACGUGGCUGCCAACUGUCUCCCCCGAGGCUCCGCAAGUCUCGGCAAUAGCUCGGCCUCAAGACCGAUCCAUUGCGUUCCGAUGUGUUCCCACAUGAGAUGUUUGGAGCAAGUUCAGGCACACGACAGCUAAAAGUGCACCGUAAGCAGUAGCGCAAUGCCGAUCGUCACGAGCUGCUCGAUCCGCUCCUUGCGACACCAUCGUCAACUUUGGGC
Cercospora beticola is the source of this 1338-nucleotide messenger RNA. RefSeq names its product c-type cytochrome. NCBI's taxonomy places the organism in Eukaryota, Fungi, Ascomycota, Dothideomycetes, Mycosphaerellales, Mycosphaerellaceae. Gene Ontology annotation, cellular component: mitochondrial intermembrane space. Gene Ontology annotation, molecular function: heme binding; electron transfer activity. The record is from RefSeq and is a predicted model, not a curated record. Gene Ontology annotation, biological process: mitochondrial electron transport, ubiquinol to cytochrome c; mitochondrial electron transport, cytochrome c to oxygen.